Molecule: messenger RNA, 810 nt
Organism: Mya arenaria
Lineage: Eukaryota; Metazoa; Mollusca; Bivalvia; Myida; Myidae
Product: complement C1q-like protein 3
Exons: 3
Coding region: 17-646 (209 amino acids)
Molecular function (GO): protein binding
Source: RefSeq, a predicted model, not a curated record
UUCAAGACUGUGCCAUAUGACAAUUGCCAUUUGUAAAAUGCAGCUCAUCCUGUUAACAUUGCUCUUGGUUACGGUGUGUGACGCUCUUGGUGAUAAAGAGAGAAUACAGACGUUGGAAAAUGAAGUUUCUGACUUGAAGGCCGCCUUCUUGAAACAAGAGAAACUCGUCAGUGUACUGGCAGAUAAGUGCAACGAGCGGUCAAAUCGUUUCGUGAUGGACGAGUCCCCCGUAAUUGCCUUUACCGGCGCUGUAGCCCCAGAGUUUGUCCCGAAUAUGCACCACGGAGAGACGGUCAAGUUUGAAACCACCGUAACAAACUUCGGGGAUGGCUACAAUAAUCAAACGGGCGUGUUUGUUGUCCCGACGAGCGGAUUGUACAUGUUUUCAUGUUCAAUCCUAGACGAGCAUCAUAGCGUUAACGGUCUGGCAAUGGUCCAUGCAGAAAUCGUCAAAGGUACCAAAGUGCUUGGUCGAGUUUUUGCCCACGCCGAAGUUGACCAGUACCGUGACCAAGGUGCCAACACGGUGUUCACGUAUGCCCUUCAGGGUGAACAAGUCUUUGUCCGCGUAAUGGACAAUAAUAACCUCUCACUUGGAGGCGAAUUGUAUUCGACAUUUUCCGGUUUAUUAAUUCAGGCAUUUUAAAGCUAAACUGGAGCGGCAUUUCUUGUGAAUAUUAUUUAUCGUUUCUUGUAUUUCGUCCAAAGUUGGAUUUUUUAAACAUAUAUUCCCUUAAGGAAUCACAUUUCUCUAAAAUUGUUUGAUCAUUUUAAAAAAUAGGAUUAUAUAUUUUAUUUGCAAAGCAUCCG